Messenger RNA from Mobula hypostoma (lesser devil ray), 3271 nucleotides. It is a transcript of the gene atosb, whose product is annotated as atos homolog protein B. Bases 136 to 1908 code for a protein of 590 amino acids. The transcript is spliced from 8 exons. NCBI's taxonomy places the organism in Eukaryota, Metazoa, Chordata, Chondrichthyes, Myliobatiformes, Myliobatidae. The record is from RefSeq and is a predicted model, not a curated record.
GAGUUCCUCCAGCAUUUUGUGUGUGUUACUCUGGAUUUCCAGGCAUUUGCAGAAUCGAUAGGAAGAGGUACAGUCGACGUUUCGGGCCGAGACAACCUUCCCACCAAUCUCUCUCCUGGCACUUAUCCUUAUGCUAUGUCAGAGGGAAAUCAUAAGAAGUACCAUUGGUUCAACUUCAUGAGGAAUUACUCAGACCAUUGCAAACUAAAUAUUUUUUUCUGUCCUCGGAUUUCAAAGUUUUUGUGGUGUAAGAUACAACAGUCCAUGAGGCACAUGCAUCUGGAGACUUCUCAGAAAGAGCAGUCCAACAACUUGUCUCGGCAGGCUACAAGCCAUGCAGAUGGGAGCUUCCAAGAUACACCAAUGAGCGACUAUCGCUUGGACUCUAGUGAUGUCAUCCCUGAAAGAGGAAUUUUGGCAGGGUAUAGUGAGAACGAGGUUAGAAUUCAAAAAGUGUAUCAGCUUUCAAUAUUUUCUCACCUUUCUAACUCUUCAAAUAGCUUGGAACAGAAAAAUUGCAAACGGAGUAUUAAAAGAAGUGUAACUGAACUUCAUCCAGAUCUUGAACUUGAACUCAAUCAGAAAAGAAUUCACCUGCAUUGCAAAAAUUCUGCCACGUUGACUGAAAAUUUAAAUGCAUCUCAUUGUGGAGUUGAUGAUAGUCUUUCUGAAAAAAACAUAGAAAAGGCAGCUGACUAUACGGAUCAACAAGAUGUUAGCUUCCAUGAUGAAGAACCAAUUGUGCAUGGUUCUGCACAACACUUUUGUCAUAGUGGUUUGCAUGUUAUUGAACAUAAAGACUUCCAAGACAGUAUUUUGAUCGAAGAUGGUGAGACAGGCACACCUAGAAAUAAACUGGUGCCAAUGACACCAACCUCCGAGAAAGAGGUUCAGCCUAUUACCAACACUGGACUGCUAUCAUCUGAAAAAACACCUUCCUCUUUAGGACACUCAAGUACAAUCUCUGUCAGAUGUACAGCAAAACGAAAGCUGCUAUCACCAACAAAUGCAUUAGGGAAAGAUUUGUGCUUAGGGGACGAAACCCCCUCUGUUGCAAAGAAAUGUAGGAUUCAGUUAACUAAUUCCAUCCCAGUUUCUUGCAGAAGUACUGAUGCCAAAGCAGCGCCUUUCUGGAAUCACUUACUUCCAUCCUCAAGAGAUGCAGCCAAGAAUUCUUCUGACUGCAUCAGUGCUGCCAGAAGGUUAAAGAAUGGAUUGCGUCUGAAAUCGAGACACCUAAGGAGUGCACUUACGGGAGAAUCCAAUAAGUUUUCAUCAAGAAACAACACAAGUUUUUCUGUUAGUCGUUCUUUGCUUGGAAAUUUUGAGGAAUCCUUGUUAAAUGGCAGGUUUGCACCAUCAGGAAGAAUUGAAGGUUUUACAGCUGAACUUGGGGCAAGUGGAUCAUAUUGCCCACAGCAUGUAACAUUACCUGUGGAUGUGUCUUACUAUAAUAUUUCUGAACAUAGCGCCCCAUCACCAUUCCUGGGUGUGAUAAAUCUGGAAUCUUUGGGAAAGAAGGGUUACAAUGUCCCCAAGGCUGGAACCAUCCAAGUGACCUUAUUCAACCCAAACAAAACUGUGGUGAAAAUGUUUCUAGUAACAUACGACUUCAGUGACAUGCCACCAAACCACAUAACACUUCUGCGCCACAGGAUCUUCCUUGUACCAGUGGAAGAAAAUGAAGGAACAUGUGAAAAUAUGGAAAAUUCGGAAGUAAAAAGAAAAGUACUAUGUUAUCUGAUUCAUUUAAGGUUUCAGAGUUCCAAGUCUGGAAAAAUCUACUUGCACAGUGAUAUUAGGCUGCUGUUUUCCCGAAAAUCAAGUGAAGUGGAUGCUGGGAUACCUUACGAGUUAAAGUCAUUUACAGAAAUGCCAAGAAAUCCAAAAUAUUCACCACGAGUUUAGCACAUCAAUUUCAAGACUAUCUAUAUUGGAAUUCAGUAAUUAUUUAUCUAGCAAUUGGUUCUAACUAUGGAGAAAGAUUUUCAGUUCAGUGUUAAAACGCAUGCUUUGUAAUAAAUAUUAAAGAUCUGUUUAAAGUGCAGUUUCCAAUGGUGUCAUUCUGUACAUUUUGAUUUUAAAAAGCACAGGAAACUUGCUUUAAUGUAGGCUUGAAAUAAUAUUUAAUAUACACUUUUGCUCUCAGUUGAUGGAAAUUUAAUUCUUUAAUCUCAGUAUCAAAAUCCCAUUUUACUUUGAAACAUUGAUCUAUUUAUCUUAAAUAUCUUUCAUUGCCUAUAUUAAUGAUUAUUGUAAUUAUGUGUUCCCUGAUUCAUAAACUGUCAGGACCACAAAAGACACAUUUGCAGUUUGGGAAUAAAUAAUAAUAGUUUGAUUUAACUCUUUAAUUUAUAGGUCUUGUGCAAAAAUCUUUACAAUACGUAAUGUACAAUGUGAAUGUUGCUGCUUCCAGAUUUACUUUUGGGAAAACCUCUUUCCUUCUCCAAAAACUUAAUUUUCUCCCUAAGAGGUUCAUAAACCUCAAAGUUAAUUUUGCUGCAAAAACUAAUUUUAACUUGUUCUAAUCUUCUCCCACUUAGAAAUAAUACUAACAAGGCCAUUGGGAAAGGAAAAGGAAGGUGAGAAAAGCUGGUUGAAUUGGCAGUAGUUUAGACCUUUUUUCAAUUUAAUUUAAAUUCUCCCAUUUUAGAAUUAUGUCCAACUUUUGGCAUUUGGCAAUGGCAAAAGAGCUGUUCUCUGGAUGGAAGCUGAAGUAGGAAAUCUCCUCCUGUUAUUUUUCCACAACCAGCUGGCAAAUCCAUGAGACAAAAGGGUGAACUCUGAUUAGUUUUUUUUUAAUUUUUGGUUUCUUCCCCAAUCAACAGAAGAAUAUCAAGCCUCUGCUUUCCCCUUGAUGCCUCAACAGUUAAAAUGUCCUUUUACUUGGCACACACAAAUUGAUUACAAAUGCACUGUGAUGUUUGGUGAUAGUUAAUGAACUUUUAUAUUUGCCAAAGUAUUUGAGAAAGGGUGAGUUCCUUCGAUGUUCUGAUAACUAACUCUUCAUUCUGGAGUAAAUGAAACUUUUUGUAUGGGCAAACUGUAGAUUAAAGAGUUAAUUAAAAUGUUUCCUAAUGUUAAUUUUACUUUUCCAUUAUGCACUGUGUAGUAUUAUAUUCAGAAGGUACGCUUCAGAAAAGACAUUAGUUUUUGUUCUUAAUAUUAUCAUUGUUGUUCAAACUCCUAAACCUACUAAUCAUAUUGUUGAAACAGUUGUAGAAACAUAAAGCAAAGUGAAGUAGAUUGUAUUUUUUGAUGGAAUAAACUG